CAUUCUUUUAGUCGUUGAGGUCACCUUUUUUUUUUCUAUACUUCAAUUUUAUAAUCACAUGAUAGGUGUGACUGUUGCCCUUGCUGACCCAGCUUGAACUGGACUAUAUAAAUGUGAUACUCUGAGUUCUAGGACAUUCUGACAAGCAGCAAGGGCAUCAAUAGCAAAAAAAAAAAAAGGUUUAUUUUGGUCUUUGUUCACACUAUUACAUCACCGCAUGACUGAUCUACCUUUCCUCCAGAAAAAAAAUAGCUUGGAAAGGACUUAAAAAUCUGUUUUACUAAAGGUUUUUAAACCAGGGAAUAAAAUAGUUUAAAUUACAAGGAAGUUGAUUUAUACUGGGCAUCUGGAAAAAAAUUCUAACAUUAAAUACUAAUCCAGUUGGCUGAACUACAGAUGUCUGAGGUUGCGCUACAUAUGGUAGUAAUACUGUACAUUAGGUAACAGCUGAAAUUGCACAAUGCUCAUUGUCAACUCUGACCAAAAUACCUACUAAGUGAACAUGCCGAUCUGAUAGGGCUAUGCGUUUCUUUUUUGUUUUAAUUAAAAUUAGUGAUCCAAUACGAUUAAUUAUUAAAUUCGGUGGAUUUAGCCAGACAUAUUUUAAAAUGAGGACAUUCUUCUUUAAAGUGCUGCCCAUUCGGAAGUAAGUUCUAUUCGCAGUGCUUCUCAACCCUGGCAAUUUCAAGAGGACUGGACUUCAACUCCUAGAAUUCCCCAGCCGAAAAGCCCGGCCGCGUAGCAAUGACGGCGCCGACCGACAAGGUGAACUCGGCGUCUCCGGCUUCAAGGGCGUUGCCGCCUUUCCUUGUGCGCUUGGCCCGCCUUUUCCCGCCUGCCAGAGCCGAGAGUGGCUGACCCAGGAGAUGCUCUGCCCUUGCCUUGGUGACGCAAAUGCUGACGUCUCUGGUCACAUUCCUGUCCGGGAAGCUUUGCCUUUUCCUUCUGAGCCCAGAAGCCGGUGCCUUCCGCCGUGCAGCCGCCGCUCUUUGCAGGAUGAAGAUCUGGAGCUCGGAACACGAAUUCGGGCAUUCAUGGGACACUGUAAUAAAAGCUGCAAUGAGAAAAUACCCCAAUCCUAUGAACCCAUCAGUGGUAGGAGUUGAUGUCCUGGACCGAAGCCUUGAUAAUCAAGGAAGAUUACAUAGUCAUCGAUUACUUAGUACAGAAUGGGGUCUACCAAAUAUUGUUAAAGCUAUUUUGGGAACAAAUAGAACUGUUACAUACAUUAAAGAACAUUCAGUAGUUGAUCCAGUGGAAAAGAAAAUGGUAUUGAGUUCCACAAAUAUAACGCUUACAAAUCUUGUAUCAGUGGACGAACGAUUAGUUUAUACACCUCAUCCUGAAAAUCCUGAAAAGACUCUUCUAACUCAAGAAGCAAUUAUUACAGUAAAAGGUGUUAGUCUCAGUAGUUAUCUGGAAACUUUAAUGGCCAAUACAAUAUCCUCCAAUGCUAGAAAGGGGCGUGAAGCUUUAGAAUGGGUGAUUGGUGAACUAACUUCAACACGAGACAGUAUGAAAUCAACAAUGGCAGCUGCUUCAAUGGAAGAUUGAUGAACUGUCACAAUCUUUAUUUUUCCAUUUAAUUUUUUGUUAUUGUUGCUGAGGCAAAUACUCCUUACUUUUUUGAUAUACAUAUAUAGGCAGGCAGGCAGAGAGAAUGAGUUUGUUAAUUUAUAAUCAGUUUUACAGGACACUUUUUUUCCUUAACACUGAAGCAUUUGGGGGACCCACCGCAUAAUAAUUAAGCUUAUUUUUAUGUUUUUGUAUGGAUUCAAGAUAUAAUUACAUAAUUCCCCUCAGGACAGUGACCUCAAAGUCAAGGUAUUUGCAUGGAUUUCAAACUGAAAGAAUGGUUGAAGAUUAGUCUACAUAAAUACCAAGCUGUGUUUUGAUAAAAAGAGCUAUGUGAGUACACUUUUGAAUGUGCUGCUUUUUGCUGCUUGAAUCUUAGCAUUUAUUUUUUUAAGUAGUUGUAGUUCUUUGGUGAAGUACACAGAUACCAAAAAUAUGGAGAUUCUGUCAACCUGUUGUAGCUAUUUAUUUGAGGGGGUGGGGGUGGAAUGCAGUCCAAAAUAAUGUUUUUCAAAUUUGAACAACUUUAAGAUAUGUAUACUUCAAUUCCCAGAAUUCUGGGAGUUGAAGUCCACAUAUCUUAGUUAUCAAGUUUGAAAAACAUUGAUCCAGAAGAGAUAUACUGUACAGGCAUGUUCUGAUUAAUCUCCUUAAUUUUGCAGCAUGGCCUCUUGUUUUAAAGAAGCCUGUUUGGAGAAUAUACCAAGCAGUGCUCCCUGGCAAGUUACAUUGUUUGUUUCAGGUUUCUGUGGUAUUAUUUUUGCACUGUUUGUAGAGGGCUGAACAAGAAAUGCCAACAAUUUACCUCUUUAUUUAUAUUCAAAGCACUGCUAAAGUAGGGAAGCAGAUAUUUUGCUACAAGAUAGUAAUCUGAAUAUUUUCUUGCCAGCUGAUAUAUAGUGCAUUAUUUAUUUUGAAAUGGAUUUGUUCUAAUCAUUUGUGAAAAGCCAACUAAUACCUCAGAGGGAAAUACUAGAAAUAAAAAGCCGGUACAUAUAUUUUCAUACACUUAGGAUAACUUGCUUGUUUAGGUUAUUAUUUCACAUUAUGGAUUAGAAGGUUGCAAAAAGGUUUUCUAUACCAGUCUGUAUUUCACAUCCUGCUUUAAGAAUUGGGUUUAUCCUGUCCUUAGAACUGUAUUUUUGAUAUGUUGUGAAACUCAAGUUAUUGCUCUUUGGAGCCAAUAACCUUCAUAAAGUUAGUUCAAAUAUUGGUUCCAAAUUUCAAAAAAAUGUUCUUUCUAAUACAAAUUAGAAUUGUGUGGCUCAGUGGCUAAGACGCUGAGCUUGUCGAUCAGAAAGGUUGGCAGUUCAGCAGUUCGAAUCCCUAGUAUAGGUCCCCUGCAUGAACAGAGGGUUGGACUAGAUCACCUCUAAGGUCCCUUCCAACUGUUACUGUUAAUGCUGUUAGAAAUAGUUUUAUUAAUGAAGACGAAUUGGAGAUCAGCUGUUUUAAGUUAUGACAGGAGCCUGUAAUUUUAUAUCUCAGAGAGGAUGCAGUAAAAAUUGCCCUGAAUAUUACAAAGCUUUCAUGAAAUAGAAUUAGUUUUCAGUCAUUUUUAAAGCUAAGUUUUGUUUGCAUAUUAUUACAUUUCAUGUAAUUUAAGUUUUUAUAUUUUUACAAGUAAUUCCCUAAGGAAUGAAAACUUGUUUUGUGAUAUUUUCUCUAGAAAUUAGAAGCAGGAAACAUUUUAAGUCAAUAGUAUAUCCGAGUAAUUUCAAAGCUUUAAAAGGGGAAGGUGUAAGCCACACAAUUACUUUAUUUCCAGAGUUUUUUCAGAGGAACACACACUGAAGAAUGCCUUUACUAUAGGAAAACUGCAAUCCUAUUCCCUAUCUGCAACCCUGCUAAAUUAUUUCUGUUGCCAAGGCUUUUCCAGUCUAUAGAUUUAUUUAUACCACUAUUCUACAUUUACUCACUCAUUUGUUGGCAUUACAAUAUAAUUAGCAACACUAAUGGCAGGAAGAGUGUCAAAAUGUGCAAGAUGGUGGAUGCAGCAUUGCUGUCUUACUGAUUUGGAAAUUUCCUAUGAAUCCUGCUGAACAAAGCCCUUCACUAAGAGAAAGGAAGAGCAAAAUGUUACUGAUAUCCAGCUUACUCCAACUUAUGCUCUAACAGAGUAAAAUAGAUAAAGGGGAAUUGGCAAGGAAAAUAAUAGUCUUUAAGAUUGUAUUUUCAGUUUAACUGAAGAAGUAUAGCCACUUCCAGCAAUUAAUAGUGACUGUAUGCAGGUGCCUUUUCAGGUUCAUUAUUUGCCAAUGUUAGUUGCAUGUUCAAAUGUUUAGUUCAUAAUGUCCUUGAAUCCAUUUGGUCCUUAAUUGAUCUUGUAACCUCUUCCUUAUUUGCAUGUGUUUUUUGUUUGCAUUUAAAAAUUCCUCGAUGUAAAUGAAGACAAAGCUAUGUAUCUUCAAAAGAUGUAGAAGUAUUUGGAAUGCCAUGACCAGAGACAUCUGUGCAAAUUUUAUUUUCUACCUGAUUGGCAAUUAAAAUAGAAAAAUACUAUCUUCCCUGAUAAUGGGGUCCAGUUUCUAGAAUAAAGAAAUCUUGAUUUUAACAGA
Molecule: messenger RNA, 4133 nt
Organism: Thamnophis elegans (Western terrestrial garter snake)
Lineage: Eukaryota; Metazoa; Chordata; Lepidosauria; Squamata; Natricidae
Gene: PRELID3A
Product: PRELI domain containing 3A
Exons: 6
Coding region: 895-1554 (219 amino acids)
Biological process (GO): phospholipid transport
Cellular component (GO): mitochondrial intermembrane space
Molecular function (GO): phosphatidic acid transfer activity
Source: RefSeq, a predicted model, not a curated record